AUGUCUCACCGAUACUCAAGAGCAGAGAAGGAAAAAUGGGUGGAGCGGUAUGGAACCACAACCGGAAAACCCCGAGUGAAGAUACCACAAUGCGAUAACUCCGGCUUGAUAAGAAACAACAAAUUUACCCUCAUUGGAAGAGUCACCAACCCGGCAAUACAGAAGACCAAGGCGCUAGUCGAGUUCUUUAUCGACCACUGGCACGUCUCAGGCACGAUUACUGGGAGUGACCUAGGCCCAAACUUGUUUCAGUUUCGCUUUGAAAAUGAACAAGACCUCCAAGCUAUCCUCAACAAGGCCCCUUUCCACUUCAAAAAAUGGAUGCUUAUCCUCCAACGGUGGGAACCCAUAGUCUCUGAAACCUUCCCUGCUCUCAUCCCGUUCUGGAUUAAGAUCCAUGGAAUCCCACUUCACUUCUGGUCAGACCACACCAUCCGUACCAUUGGUUUCGGACUUGGUCACUUUGAGGCCAGAGACGUGGAAAAAGGAAGAAUCAGGGUCCAUGUCAACGGUUUGAAACCACUAGAGAUGAAGAUGGAUAUUGAACUACCCACUGGAGAAGUCAAGGAGGUAGAAUUCGAAUACGAGAACCUUGAGAAACAUUGCUUCUCGUGUCUUUCCCUGUCUCAUGAGAAGAAAGACUGCCCGCUUCAGUUGUCCACGAGAGACAACAACCCAAUACAUCUCGGUAUCAGUCAACGCAGCACUCUGGACCGGCUGGAAGCAAACAAGAAACGUCAAGAAGAGAGGAAAGGAAGACGCUACCCACACAGGACUUCUCCGGCAAGAGACAGAAGGGGAAGUAACCGAGAUUAUAUAAAUAGUCUGGCUCACUCCUCGUACUCAGGUAGAGCUCUAUCGAGAGACACCAGGUACCAUGAAGCUAGCAGGCGUGACUCCUACAAAGACUACUCCCGGCACCACCAUGAAGGAGUGGAAAGACGCAGGGCCCAUCCGUAUAGGUCAUCUCAUUCUUCCCUAUCUCGACAUACAAACCCGGUCCACGGUAAAUCUCUGGAAAACUCUUUUGAGUCACAUAACCAAGAUACUACAAACAGGAGCUCGGGAAGAAAUGGGGGAGCAAUCUCCAAGAACACACAAGCUCACUCCCACCAAGCUCACUCGCACCAAUCUCACCACUCCCAAGUCUCCCACACUCCCCCCCCUCGACCUCAAAGAGAACCUUUCCGAACCCCUCCUCAAGCUGAAACUGGACCCGGGUCGGAACCUGAGAGGCGCUCUGUGUUGGAACGUUUAUCUUUACCUUACCAUAAGGGCCAUACUCACAGUCUUGGAGAAUUAAACACAACUUCAGAUCGGCUCCAAGACAUUGAAAUUCGCUACAUGGGGGAAGCCACACAAGUCCACAGAUCAGGCAACUCGGAUCUCCCCUCAAGCCCUAGACAUCCUCGCUCGGCCUUAGAAGACACCCUGGCACGGUCUCCAAUCAGGUCUCUUAGUGAGGAUAGACUCCAUGUCUCCCUCCGCCUGGGACCUUUGAGGACUUCAACUACUUCCUCUGACAUUCCUACAGGAGGCAGAAAACAAAAAGAGAAGUCAAAAACGACAUCUCUACCGAAAACAACAGCUACUAAACGAGCAGGAGGCAAGACUGCAGCAGUGAAGAGGACCACGAACAAAGUAGCAACAAACAAACGUGGCCUAAGGAGCCCACUACAAGGGGUCAGUCUAAAGAAAACCAGAAUUACAAGAGCAAAAUGCUCUCCAAGAAGGAAACUCAACGUCGAAACCUCUGCAAUGGGGUCCAAUUUACCUUGUGAUAAGGAUAGAAAUGUCUCACUCCCUGAGAACGGUCCUCAAAUCAAUGUAAUACCUGCGAUAAGCAGGAGGGUGGUGGAUUUUCGGUCCCCACCAAACACGCUUCCUUAG
Messenger RNA from Microthlaspi erraticum, 1890 nucleotides. Lineage: Eukaryota; Viridiplantae; Streptophyta; Magnoliopsida; Brassicales; Brassicaceae. The record is from the annotation of a GenBank genome assembly.